This is a messenger RNA of Durusdinium trenchii, 1533 nucleotides long. NCBI's taxonomy places the organism in Eukaryota, Dinophyceae, Suessiales, Symbiodiniaceae. The record is from the annotation of a GenBank genome assembly.
GGCUCGAGUACCCCUUUAGUGAUCCUUGUUUGCUGCAACGUCAAUGGCCGGAUAUGGAGAACAGGAUGCAGAGCCCCGAGAAGACGCUGAGCGUUUGAAGACAUUGCAGGAAUGGGUGCUUGCAAGCAGCGAAGAACUGAGCUCACCACAUGUGGUGGGCUAUGACUUUAAUCAAGGAGUGGACUACGAAGCCUUGCUGCAGUCAUACAUGACAACAGGCUUCCAAGCAACGAACCUCGGAAAGGCCAUUCAAGAGAUCGAGCAAAUGCUUGACUGGUCUCUUGCUGAUGAGCCAGUCCCUGAAGAUGAGGUUGAUGAGUUCAAAGACAUAGAGGCCCGGCGCCGCGUGCGCACCAAGAUUUGGCUCUCCUAUACGUCCAACCUUAUCAGCUCUGGCCUUCGGGAAACUCUUCGGUUUCUGGUGCAGCACCGCAUGGUGCAGGUCAUGAUCACCACAGCGGGUGGGAUUGAAGAGGACAUCAUCAAGUGCCUGGCCCCGACGCACCUGGGCGACUUCGCCCUGCCGGGUCUGGACUUGCGGCGCAAGGGCAUCAAUCGCAUAGGAAACCUCCUGGCUCCCAAUGAGAACUACUGCAAGUUCGAGGAUUGGAUCACGCCCAUCCUGAACGCCAUGCAUGACGAGCAGGAGAAGGAUGGUGUGGUAUGGACACCCUCGAAGAUGAUCCAUCGCUUCGGCAAGGAAAUCGACAAUCCUGAGUCCGUAUGCUAUUGGGCCUACCGAAAUAACGUCCCGAUCUUCUCACCGGCCAUUACCGAUGGCUCCAUUGGGGACAUGCUGUAUUUCCACAGCUACAAGAGGAGUGGUUUUGUUCUGGACCUUGUUCAAGACAUCCGUGCAGUGAAUGACCAAGCGAUGAAGGCUCGGAAGACAGGGGUGCUGGUGCUCGGUGGCGGGCUUGUGAAGCAUCAUUGCAUGAAUGCCAACCUCAUGCGGAAUGGUGCGGACUUCGUGGUCUAUGUGAGCACCGCUCAGGAGUUCGACGGCUCCGACUCCGGCGCGCGGCCGGACGAAGCGGUGAGCUGGGGCAAGAUCCGCGUCGAUGCACAGCCGGUGAAGGUACAUGCAGAGGCGACCUUGGUGCUUCCACUGAUGGUGGCCAAGACCUUUGCCCGCAGGCUUCAGAAAGGCGAGUGGAACGCAGAUGGCCGCCUCUUCGACAAGGCCUUUACAGCCUCUGAGAUCGAGCGAGAGAAGAAGAAGUGUUUCCCCAGCUGAGUGAUUCCGUAGCUCAUUUGUGGUCCAAUUGUGGCUCUGAGGAUGUGGGUAUGACCCGGGUUUGUGUUUUUCGUGCUGAUAGACCAGGUGGGUGUGACAUCUUGGGAGAACUCUGGGCACAGACAACGUGCUUGUGUCUUGACCGAGAAACACACCUGCCGUCGAGCUUGCCCCUGUGUAGGAACAUCCACAGCUACCGGCCGAAAAAGGCUGGAUCUGGGUCCAAAUGUACAGUGCGCGGAGUCCGGUAGAAAAGUUGCUAGGGAAGCAGAGGGGGCCUGGGCCGCCUGCACCCU